ACAGGAGAAGUCCUGAAGCCCGGUUACGCCGAGUUCGCAGUGCUGAUAACGAUUGUUGCACCAUCGCUAAGCGUUAUCUUAUACGGAAUUAUCUUCCUGCUAACAAGAAAACAAAUAAGCCGGAUAAAAAAUGAUCAGCCUGAUGAAACGUCACUACGGAUAUUUACUCAGCGCCAACGUAAACUUACUGCAACAAUGGGUAUCUCAUGUGCUUUCACGCUUUUCUUUUAUGUGCUACCAAUGUGUCUCAAGUAUAUCAUUUUUACGCACAAAUACACGCCAGAACGCUCUCCGGAUUUCGUUCGGAUUGUUGCUGCAAUUAGCUGUAAUCUGAAUCCGUUGACAAAUAUUGCUGCAAUCCUGAUCCGGCACGAGGAUAUUGCAUGCUGCGUAAUGAAAAUAUUCCCAAGAAGCAUUCAAAAAUGCUUUGCACGACAAGAUCGCUUGCCAAGUAUUGCGCAUACUACUACUUUUGCUAAUCGUCGAACACUGAACACGGAAAAGUAG
Messenger RNA from Gongylonema pulchrum, 507 nucleotides. The record is from the annotation of a GenBank genome assembly. NCBI's taxonomy places the organism in Eukaryota, Metazoa, Nematoda, Chromadorea, Rhabditida, Gongylonematidae.